This is a messenger RNA of Camarhynchus parvulus, 1377 nucleotides long. Its product is annotated as signal-regulatory protein beta-1-like. Lineage: Eukaryota; Metazoa; Chordata; Aves; Passeriformes; Thraupidae. Gene Ontology annotation, cellular component: plasma membrane. The transcript is spliced from 7 exons. Bases 1 to 1257 code for a protein of 418 amino acids. The record is from RefSeq and is a predicted model, not a curated record.
AUGCGGGACGCUCGGUGUAUCCCGGGCACUGCUCUGCACCACCGACCCGUGGGAGAGCCCAUCCCGCACCCCGAUCCUGCUGGGAAGGGGGAUCGCCGGAUCCAGCAGUGCAGCAGAGUCCCAGGGAGCCGAAUCCAGCUGAGCAAAGCCCGGCCAUCGGGGAGCAGAGCGUGGAAUACCCAUGGUUCUGGUGGCACAGGAACUGCCUCUCAUGUGCCUGAUGCUGCUCCUGCUCUGCAGAGAACCGGGUGUGGAUGCCCAGGCAGGUCAGGACUUCACUCUGCAGCAGCCCCAGCCCAAGGUGGCGGUGACAGCGGGGGAGACGCUCACCCUGAACUGCAUCACGUCUGGAGUUGCUGGACCAGGAACGUUCAGCCUGAGGACAUGGGCACCUACUACUGUGUGAAGUUUGUCAGGGGGAUCACUGGUGCUGAUGAGGUGUUUAAGCGUGGUGAUGGCACCGAGGUGUCCGUGCAAGCCAAACCCAGCCCCCCGCUCGUGUCCGGACCUCAGCAGAGAGCGAGGCCGGAGGAGUCGGUGCCUUUCACUUGCACGACUGGAGGGUUCUUUCCUGAGAAGAUUGAGGUGAAAUGGUUCAAGAACAAGAACCCCAUGGGGGCUCAGCCGCCCCAGGUCACUGAGUGGAGGAUGAAAACCUACAACAUGUCCAGCACAGCGCAGGUGACCCUGCAGAAGGACGAUGCCCGCUCGCAGCUCACCUGUGAGGUGUCGCACUCCACGCUGCCGGCCCCGCUGCGAGGGAGCUUCCAGCUCAGCAGGGUCCUGAGAGUUCCCCCCAGCGUCGAAGUGCGCGCUGAGCCGAGCCCCGUUGAGGUGAACAAGACCGUGGCCUUCACCUGCCUCCUGAAGGAGUUUUACCCAGCUAAAGUGUCUGUUUCCUGGCUGGAGAAUGGGGCUGAGAUAAAGGGGCAGAACCUCUCCAGGCCACUGGAGGUGUCCCGGGGCUUGUUUGAGCUGAGAAGCCGGGUGGAGGUGCAAGCGACGGAGGAGAAGAACGGGUCCACGAUCACCUGCAUGGUGGUGCACGAUGCCCAGGCCCCUGCCACCUACUCAGCCGUCCUGUGGAUCUCCAACCCGACCCAAGGGGGAUUGAGCAACGAGUUCCAGAUGAAUAAGGGUACGAACCUUCUGUCCAGCCUCCUCCUCCUCCUGUGGAUGGGUAUCCUGCUGGAGAAGGGGCUCCUUGGGGCGCUCCUCUUCUUCCUCUUCAAGCACAUGAAGAGAAAAGCAUCGUAGAUGUUUCCCUAUCCUGUUUCACCGCAGUCCCUGUCUCCUGGAGCCGGGUCCCAGGCCUUGGCCACUGCCAGCAGCGACGUGUGAACCUGGAAAUAAAUGAGCCAGCACGCACAGGCUGCC